This is a messenger RNA of Pogoniulus pusillus (Red-fronted tinkerbird), 2342 nucleotides long. RefSeq names its product GRB2 related adaptor protein 2 (gene GRAP2). Bases 417 to 1307 code for a protein of 296 amino acids. The record is from RefSeq and is a predicted model, not a curated record. The transcript has 9 exons. Gene Ontology annotation, molecular function: phosphotyrosine residue binding. Gene Ontology annotation, biological process: signal transduction; regulation of MAPK cascade. Lineage: Eukaryota; Metazoa; Chordata; Aves; Piciformes; Lybiidae. Gene Ontology annotation, cellular component: plasma membrane; nucleoplasm; cytoplasm.
UAGCCUCAGGGCAGUUGCAAUUAGUGGGUAAUGAAGGAAUCUCAGGGUAGGAGCAAAUAAAAACUGAGGAGGAGGUAGAGGAAGGGUCUCUUUCUUAGCUGGGACUGUUGCUUGGCUGCUCUCUCUUGUAGCUGUGCUAUCGGAGUAAAUAAGCCUCUUCUUGCAAAUGCUGACCUCAAGCUAUGUAGUAAAUUCUAGUGCUAGCUAAACCUGUGCUGGGUGACUCACAGUGGUAUGUCACUUCUCAGUAUGAUGCUCCUGCACUGCUUUCACUGCAAGUACCACAAGGAAAGGCCAUCAGAUGCUAUCCUCUGGGUCUCAAUUUCAGCUGCGUGACCUAGGAUUGUGGUUGCUAUGGCAAUAAGGCAGCUUGUGAAGGAAGGAUUGAAAGCUUUGUUCUGCCAGCAAGACACAGUAUGGAAGCCAUUGCCAAGUUUGAUUUCAGUGCUUCUGGAGAGGAUGAAUUGAGUUUCCAGGCUGGGGAUAUGCUGAAGGUCUUGAGCUCCCAGGAAGAGUGGUACAAGGCUGAGCUCAGAAGUCAAGAGGGAUACGUUCCCAAGAAUUUCAUUGAUUUUCAUGUUCCUCCCUGGUUUGAUGAGAGGAUAUCCCGCCACGAAGCAGAGAACAUCCUCAUGAGUAAAGGAGUCGGCUCCUUCAUUGUUCGAGCCAGCCAGAACUCUCAUGGUGACUUCUCCAUCUCUGUCAGGCAUGAAGACGAUGUGCAACACUUCAAAGUGAUGAGGGAUUCAAAGGGCAGCUAUUACUUGUGGACAGAGAAAUUCCACUCACUAAACAAGCUGGUGGACUACUACAAGACAACUUCCAUCUCCAGGCAGAAGCAGAUCUUCCUGAAGGACAACAGCCAAGAAGAGAAGGAGAGGCGUGGUGGAAGCCUGGAACAGAUGGGCCGGGAAGGAUUCUACCUGGGAGGAGCAGCUAGAGAAGAUAAUUCUUCCACGUCCAAGAGAUAUGUAGAGCAUCCUAUCUCCAUGCUGCAGCAGCAACAGGAUAGAUAUGGUGGGAGUCUGGACAGGAAAGAUGGGCUGCAUGGACUAAGGGAUAAUGGCCAGGGAAGUACAUCAGCUAUGCAGAGGAGACACACAGACCCACCACACCAUCAGACACCGCGCACGCUCUGGGUCCGUGCCUUGUAUGACUUUGAUGCGCUGGAGCAUGACGAGCUGGGCUUCCGCAGCGGAGACAUCCUGGAGGUCCUGGACAGCUCCAACCCAUCCUGGUGGAAAGGACGUCUGCGUGGGGAACUGGGUCUCUUUCCUGCCAACUAUGUCACACCAAUGCUCUUGUGAGGGCACAGAAUGCCCUGGAGGGUCUGAUUGGAGCUGCUUUUCUGCCAUUCCAGGGACAGAGAGGGAGUACAUCUUUCCUGGCCCUCAGGACAUGAGGUGUUUUUGUUGUGUCUUAAUUUAUUGUCAGUUCAUCUUAUGAAAUGUUGAUAUGAAAAACAGCCCUUUGAAGAGGAUAGGAACUUAUUCCCUUUUCACAUCCAUAAAGAGGAGGGAGCAAAAUGUUUAGGCUAUUCCUUGAGACCUUGCUGGAUACUCCCAGCUCUAUCACUUCUUCGGUUAAGUAUUGAUAACAUUCUGCAAUUAGGUUUGUUCUGUGCACCUCGGACAAGUCAGGCUUCAGGUAGCCCUACUUCUUCCUUUUGGAUGUGGGAGCACUCACAGUCUCUUCAGGCUCUAUUUCACCUUUCUUUCAGAGGCAAGAGAAACAGUGAAUUAAGUUGUGACUGCUAAUUGCAUUAAUUCUGCAGGUGAGGAAGGAAAACGAGUGAGCCUUAUAUUGAGGUGCAAAGCAACCUUGACUUUUCUAGAGAAGCUGGCUUAGCCCUCUCCUACUUUCUGUGAGUAUGGUCUGUAUGCACACAGCAGCUGAAGGGAAAGGACCCUGUAAGCCUUUGUACAAACAAAACAGUGGUUAAGUUAUGGGAUGGUAAGAAGCUACUUUCUUUGCUCCUUCUGACAGUCCUGCUGUUCUUUCUGGACACUGUAACAACAACUUGCCCCAUUUUCAAGCUGUUCUCUGGGGUGCCCAGACUUCUGUUAGACAUCCUGGUUAGAGCAGGGCAGGACGUUCAGCUAAAUGAAUAUCCCCAGGACUGGGUAACAGUGACUAUCCCUCACUGGUUCCUUUUGUGAAACUGAACUGGGGAGGUGUUGGAGAGAAGAGGUUUUUCUGGUUUGGUGGCAGGAGCCUUCCCUGAGAAUGUGAGCUAUUCCUGGUUACUGUGUACACAACUGACUUGCUAGCAGAAUGCCUCAUCCAACAGGUCAAGCUGUUACUUCACAGCAUGUAGAGAAUAAAGUUGUGGGCACCAAAUA